GAAAAAAAAUGAUUAUUUCCAUUUCCAGUAUCUAACAUAAUUCGAACAGAUUCUGUCAUGAAAUAAUUGCCCGAAAAUCAUAUACUAGUCAAUGUAUGUAUUCUCCGUUGAUUCGACGGUACCGAUAUCACGAUGACGUUAAAUCACAGCCGUCAAUCACUUCUCACUCUACUUUUCGAUAUUCUCCUUCACUCUCCCCGUCCUGAGUUAAUCUAACCGGCAAAUCGUCGUUUAUGGAACCUCGGACUGAGUCGACUAGGAUCGUCACGCGACUCUUACUCAGCCAUAUUACGUAUAGAUACCAGUAGCUCAAAGGAUACCGAUGAGGGCGAGUCUUUUCAGCCGUCGGACGAUAAGGCAGGGUGCGAUAUCGUCUGUUGGAUCUGUGAAGAUCAAGUUAUUGCUCGCCUUUGUUAUUUUAUUCACUCUAAUUGCGCUCGUCGGUCGUACGCCAUCGUUUAAGGGAUGGAGACACCAAGAUGCUUCUCUCCAUCGAUCCUCUCGUCCCAGGAAAAAGUAUGCCUUGUUGAUUAAUACAUGGAAACGAAAUGAUCUUCUGAAGCAGUCCAUAUCCCAUUAUGCAUCAUGUCCAGGGCUUGGUUCUAUACAUAUUGUUUGGAGUGAGCCUGACCCUCCUUCAGAUUCUCUUAUUAAAUUCCUUAACCAUGUUAUACAGUCAGAUUUUAAAGAUGGUCGAGAAAUUGAAUUGAAAUUUGAUAUCAAUAAGGAAGACAGUUUGAACAACAGAUUUAAAGAAAUCAAGGAUUUCAAGACGGAUGCAGUCUUUUCAAUUGAUGAUGAUAUUAUAUUUCCUUGCACUACAGUAGAAUUUGCUUUUAAUGUCUGGCAUACUGCACAAGACACAAUGGUUGGAUUUGUACCACGACUCCAUUGGGAUGAUAGAUCGAAAGGCAAUCGGGGUAACUAUAUGUACCGGGGAUGGUGGUCUGUUUGGUGGACGGGUACAUACAGUAUGGUUCUCUCUAAAGCUGCCUUCUUUCACAAAAAGUACCUGAAUUUGUACACAUAUAGCAUGCCAUCGUCUAUAAGAGAAUAUGUAACGAAGAACAGGAAUUGUGAAGAUAUUGCAAUGUCUUUUCUCGUUGCAAAUGCAACAGGCGCUCCUCCCAUUUGGGUAAAAGGUAAAAUAUUUGAGAUUGGUUCAACUGGAAUUAGUAGCUUGGGAGGUCACGCUGAAAAGAGGAGCCACUGUGUUAAUAAGUUUGCGGCUGAGUAUGGGCGAAUGCCUCUGGUAUCAACUUCUGUCAAAGCAAUGGAUAGCCGCAAUAGCUGGUUUUGGUGAUAGUGUAGUUUCUGAACCUUUUCAUUUCACUAGUUUCCACUCAUUUAGUUUAGUUUGCUUGUUUCCAUUCUUAUCAAGUUUGAGGUUUUUGUAACAUUAAAUCGUUCAGUAAGAAACAGAAUUGUUAACAAGUUCAUUUAGGUUUAUGUCACGCGUCUCAUUAUUAACAGAUAGUAUCAAUUUUGUACGUCUAUUCUUUGAUAUCCAUGGGUAGGGAACCUCUUGAUGUCAGCAUGGAUAUGGAGGUUCUCAUGUGCUUGAUGUAAUGAUUUUACUUGCUGUGUUAAUUUUACAUAACAGAAAUGAAACAUUUUGAUGUUAACCGAAAAAUUCUGAUC
Molecule: messenger RNA, 1641 nt
Organism: Olea europaea var. sylvestris
Lineage: Eukaryota; Viridiplantae; Streptophyta; Magnoliopsida; Lamiales; Oleaceae
Product: glycosyltransferase family 64 protein C4-like
Exons: 5
Coding region: 323-1303 (326 amino acids)
Cellular component (GO): membrane
Molecular function (GO): glycosyltransferase activity
Source: RefSeq, a predicted model, not a curated record